AUGUCAACCCCCUCGAUUCCUCAAUUCCCCAGUCCAUUCUCUCCUUUCUCUUCCGGAUCGCAGUCGACGGGGAUGGCGCCGUCUCAGACUGUCGGGUUGGAUACGCUCGCCGAGGGCUCGCAGUACGUCUUGGAACAAUUGCAGCUGUCGCGAGACGCUGCGGGAACUGGUGCCGGCGACGGCGCGACCUCCACUUCCUUGCGAAAUUCCCUGUCGCAUGCGAAAGAUCAACCACUUUUCGACGACGAGAGAAACCAGAGCGCUGGUUCCGGUUUCAAGAACACUCUGCAAAGAGAUCCCCUCGUGGAGGCUCGCUCUGCCAUUCGCAAAAACUCCUCGUCGGCUCCAGUCCGCCGCCGAAUCAGCCGUGCGUGUGACCAGUGUAACCAACUCCGAACGAAAUGCGACGGGCAGCAUCCGUGCGCUCAUUGCAUUGAAUUUGGAUUGACCUGCGAGUAUGCGCGAGAACGCAAGAAGCGCGGCAAAGCGUCGAAGAAGGACCUGGCAGCGGCAGCGGCGGCGGCCACUCAUGGGUCAAAUGGUCAUUCAGGGCAGGCCAACGCGUCGCUGAUGGCUGAGCGGACGUCUGAAGACAGCCGGCCAGCGCAAGAUGUCAACGGUCGAUACGACUCGACCUUUGAGAGCCACCAUAUCAGCUCGCAGCCCUCGCAUAUGCAGCAUGCGAACAAUGCCGGUAUAUCCGGUCUGCAUGACUCCCAGACGGCGCCGUCGCAUUCGCAGCCAUCGCUAGGAACGACCAUCGAUGCGAUGCAUUUAAGCCAUUUUAAUACGCUGAAUGAUUCUGGUCGCCCGGCCAUGUCCAUGUCCGACCUUCGAUCGUUACCCCCGUCCGCCUUACCACCUCAAGGCCUGAGUUCCGGGUACAACGCGAGCGCAUUCGCUUUAGUCAAUCCGCAGGAACCGGGCUCACCAGCUAACCAGUUUCGCUUGGGAAGCUCAGCGGAAAACCCAACCGCACCGUUCCUCGGUCUCUCGCCUCCAGGGCAAUCGCCUGGAUGGCUCCCUCUUCCUUCGCCAUCUCCUGCCAACUUUCCUUCUUUCAGCCUGCAUCCGUUUUCCAGCACUUUACGAUACCCUGUUUUGCAGCCGGUUCUGCCACAUAUCGCCUCCAUUAUUCCGCAGUCACUAGCGUGUGACCUUUUGGAUGUUUACUUUCAUAGCUCCUCCCCUUCCCAUCUGUCUCCGUCGUCCCCAUACGUUGUGGGCUACAUCUUCCGCAAACAGUCUUUCCUUCACCCGACGAAACCCCGAAUAUGCAGUGCCGGUCUCCUGGCGAGUAUGCUCUGGGUAGCCGCGCAGACCAGUGAAGCCCCUUUCUUGACAUCGCCGCCCUCGGCUCGGGGCCGUGUAUGCCAGAAACUGCUGGAAUUGACGAUCGGUUUGCUCCGACCGUUGGUUCAUGGCCCUGCUACCGGCGAAGCGUCCCCCAACUAUGCGGCGAACAUGGUUAUUAAUGGCGUCGCUCUGGGCGGAUUCGGAGUUUCCAUGGAUCAGCUGGGCGCGCAAAGUAGCGCCACCGGGGCCGUGGAUGAUGUGGCGACCUAUGUGCAUCUUGCGACGGUGGUGUCCGCCAGCGAGUACAAGGCGGCCAGCAUGCGCUGGUGGACUGCGGCGUGGUCUCUAGCGCGCGAGCUGAAGCUAGGCCGUGAGCUGCCACCCAAUGUCUCUCACGCACGACAAGAUGGAGAGCGAGAUGGGGAUGGUGAGGCAGAUAGGCGGCAUCCUCCAACUCUUAUUACAUCGCUAGGCCAUGGACCGGGAAGCUCCGGCAUCAAUGUCACCGAAGAGGAGCGGGAAGAGCGCCGGCGCCUGUGGUGGCUCUUAUAUGCGACAGAUCGGCACCUGGCGCUGUGUUACAAUCGCCCCCUCACGCUGCUGGACAAGGAAUGUGGCGGGCUGUUGCAGCCGAUGAACGAUGAUCUGUGGCAGGUCGGCGACUUUGCGGCGGCUGCCUACCGCCAGGUCGGACCACCCGUCGAGUGCACGGGUCACAGCAUGUAUGGAUACUUCCUGCCGCUGAUGACGAUUCUUGGAGGGAUCGUCGAUCUGCACCACGCCGAGAACCAUCCGCGCUUUGGCCUGGCGUUUCGCAAUAGUCCGGAAUGGGAGCGUCAGGUCCAGGACGUUACGCGGCAGCUGGACACAUACGGGCGCAGCUUGAAAGAGUUCGAGGCUCGCUACACCAGCAACCUGACUCUGGGAACUGCAGAUAAUGAACCUGCCGUGGAAGGUGCCCAUUUGGACCACACGAGUCCUUCAGGCCGUUCCAGUAGCACCGUGGGAUCACGGGUGAGCGGGUCCAUCAUGCACACGAGGAUGGUCGUCGCCUACGGGACGCAUAUCAUGCAUGUCCUGCAUAUUCUGCUCGCGGGCAAGUGGGACCCAGUCAACUUGUUGGAAGACCACGAUCUGUGGAUCUCCUCGGAGUCGUUUGUGUCGGCCAUGAGCCACGCGGUCGGUGCGGCGGAAGCAGCAGCAGAAAUUUUGGAACAUGAUCCAGAUCUCAGCUUCAUGCCGUUCUUCUUCGGGAUUUACCUGCUACAAGGCAGCUUCUUGCUGCUACUGGCGGCGGACAAGCUGCAGGGCGAUGCCAGUCCAAGUGUUGUGCGGGCAUGCGAGACGAUCGUGCGGGCGCAUGAGGCGUGCGUUGUGACCUUGAACACAGAGUACCAGCGAACAUUCCGCAAGGUCAUGCGAUCGGCGCUGGCGCAGGUUCGAGGACGCAUCCCGGAGGACUUUGGCGAGCAGCAGCAGCGCCGACGCGAAGUGCUUGCGCUAUACCGCUGGAGCGGCGACGGCAGUGGGCUAGCACUGUAG
This is a messenger RNA of Aspergillus tubingensis, 2838 nucleotides long. It is a transcript of the gene xlnR, whose product is annotated as putative C6 transcription factor. The transcript is spliced from 3 exons. Bases 1 to 2838 code for a protein of 945 amino acids. Gene Ontology annotation, biological process: regulation of DNA-templated transcription; DNA-templated transcription. Gene Ontology annotation, molecular function: DNA-binding transcription factor activity, RNA polymerase II-specific; DNA binding; zinc ion binding. Lineage: Eukaryota; Fungi; Ascomycota; Eurotiomycetes; Eurotiales; Aspergillaceae. The record is from RefSeq and is a predicted model, not a curated record.